UAUCUAUGACAUGAUUGAUGAUUGAUGAUUGAGAUGAGAUACCCUGCAUUUGUAUAUACCCCCCUCCCCCCCACAUAACAUUGGAUACACGGCAUUGAUAGUGCCAUUCUCCUUCUUAACAGAUGCAGGCAGUGCGUGUAGGAAAAGACAUGCGGAUCUGCUCGAUAAUCAACCGCGGUCUCGGCCUGCCACGUGACCGGGCCUCGACGGGGCAAACUCGCAAAUCGGGAUUUCGGACGCAAAUUUUCGGGCCUCACAAGUCGUUCAUUUCCUCCUUUUGCGGUUUCUCGUCAGUCUUUCGCUUACAGAUCAUUGCUUGCCCUUCUUUCGUCCUCUUGGUCGUCUCCACCAGUUGCCCCUCUUUGCUGCCAUUAAAACCCUCCCCUCCUCCCCUCCGUCUGUCUCUCGAGACCUGUCUUCCGAUUCUUUUUGCCUUGGAAAUAAAAACCGCCAAUCUGUUUUCCUCAGCCUUCCGUCGCUUUCCCUUCUUCUCCUCUUUAAGAUCCUCCCUCGCCUUGACCGCUGCCGCUGCGUCCCCCCUUCACCAGAACUCUCCCUCCUCUGCCUCGGCCUUAUCAACCCCGUUCUCGACGCCCCUGCGCGUCAAUUCUACAUCCAGGAUGGUACACAGCAAAGUAGUUAUCAUUGGCUCCGGCCCCGCCGCUCAUACCGCCGCUAUAUACCUCUCGCGAGCAGAACUCCAACCUGUCCUCUAUGAGGGUAUGCUUGCCAAUGGUACUGCUGCCGGUGGCCAGCUCACCACCACUACCGAUAUCGAAAACUUCCCUGGUUUCCCCGACGGCAUUGGUGGAUCAGAGCUGAUGGACAAUAUGCGCAAACAAUCCAUCCGGUUUGGAACCGAGGUGAUCACCGAGACCAUCUCCAGGUUGGACCUGUCGCAGCGUCCCUUCAAGCUGUGGACUGAGUGGAACGAUGGCCCUGAGAACGAGCCUGCCCGCACUGCCGAUGCUGUUAUCAUCGCUACUGGCGCCAACGCUCGUCGCCUUGACCUUCCCGGUGAGGAGACCUACUGGCAGAACGGAAUCAGUGCCUGCGCUGUCUGUGACGGUGCUGUGCCCAUUUUCCGCAACAAGCCCCUGUUCGUGAUCGGUGGUGGUGACUCCGCUGCCGAGGAGGCCAUGUUCCUGGCCAAGUAUGGUAGCGGCGUCACUGUCCUUGUCCGUCGCGACAAGCUCCGUGCCAGCAAGGCCAUGGCCAACCGUCUCCUCUCCCACCCCAAGGUCAAGGUCCGCUUCAACUCUGUUGCUACCGAGGUUCUCGGAGAGAACAAGCCUAAUGGCCUGAUGACCCACCUCCGUGUGAAGGACACCGUCACCGGUGCCGAGGAGGUUGUUGAGGCCAACGGUCUCUUCUACGCUGUGGGCCACGACCCUGCCAAUAACCUGGUGAAGGGCCAGAUCGAGCUCGACGAGGAUGGCUACAUUAAGACCAAACCCGGCAGCACCAUUACCAGCCUCGAGGGAGUUUUCGCUUGCGGUGAUGUGCAAGACAAGCGCUACCGCCAGGCCAUUACCAGUGCUGGAUCUGGCUGCAUGGCUGCUCUGGAUGCAGAAAAGUUCAUCUCCGAGGGCGAAUCCCACGAGGAGCCUGCCGCUGCCAACCCUGUUCUUUAAAUAUCGAAACGAGCCGCCUUGAAUUUCACCCUUUCCUCCUAACCACUACUACUCAUCAUGCACAUUUUAGCCCUCCAAUCAAACUUUUGCUCUGGGAUAGAAAAAAAACCCAAAACAGAACAGAACAAAACACCCCCUCCCUUUCAUCUCCUAUCAACAUAUACCUACCUGGACUCUUUUCAUGUCAUGUCAUGUCAUAUCAUUUCUUCCUUCCUCCCUUUUCCCUUAUUUCAUUUCCUCAUUUGGCAUGUCCCUGGGAUGUUUUGUUUUCUUCUGUUCAUACUAUUAUCUACUAGACUUCAGCGCCUUUUUUUUUUUUUUUUCUUUUUUUUUUUUCUUCUAAACUACUGCACUGUCAAUUGAGUGGUGGUCUCUGAUUACUUUUUUUCUUUUUUGACGAUCUCGCAGUAAUAAC
Messenger RNA from Aspergillus ochraceoroseus IBT 24754, 2049 nucleotides. RefSeq names its product thioredoxin-disulfide reductase TRR1 (gene trr1). Gene Ontology annotation, cellular component: cytoplasm. The coding region runs from base 123 to 1634 and encodes 503 amino acids. NCBI's taxonomy places the organism in Eukaryota, Fungi, Ascomycota, Eurotiomycetes, Eurotiales, Aspergillaceae. The transcript has 4 exons. The record is from RefSeq and is a predicted model, not a curated record. Gene Ontology annotation, biological process: removal of superoxide radicals. Gene Ontology annotation, molecular function: thioredoxin-disulfide reductase (NADPH) activity.